Messenger RNA from Aspergillus welwitschiae, 1455 nucleotides. RefSeq lists its product as uncharacterized. The record is from RefSeq and is a predicted model, not a curated record. The transcript has a single exon. NCBI's taxonomy places the organism in Eukaryota, Fungi, Ascomycota, Eurotiomycetes, Eurotiales, Aspergillaceae. The coding region runs from base 36 to 1211 and encodes 391 amino acids.
CCUCAUUUUGUGAAAGCAUCCGCCCUUUGCCCACGAUGGAAGCCUUGAUCCAAGCUCGCCAAGAGCAAUAUGGUUCAUCAUCGGUGCCAUUAUAUGGCACUACGACACGCGAUUCUAGCACCACAGCACCAACAUCGCCAACUCUGACUACCCCGGGAUCCUCAACAGCUCUGUCGUCUCAAACCACGUCGGCAAGUGUGGUAAAUUCCUCCUCGUCCAGCACUCCUACCAGCACCGCAUCCAGCCUGCCCUCGUACAGCAACGGCGUCAGUAAAGGUGCUCUGGCAGGGGCAAUCGUUGGAUCCAUUGCCGGGACUGCUAUUCUGGCCAUUAUUGGUGCUGCACUUUUCUUUCGCUCAAGGAGAAAAAGCACACCCCAGUCUAGCAGUUCUGGUGACUCCGAUCGAGACGGCGUGGAGUUGGUGAAACCGCGGGCCAGGGUUCAAGCUCUAUCGGGUUCCUCCCCCAUUUCCCCAACAGGAGGUCACAACUCACAGCUCGAUUUGAUCCCCUUCAUCCCGCAGCCAGCCGACGACCAGACUGUUAGCACACGCAUACAGACUCUCUUCGACCACAUCGGCCUUCAUGUCGACAAUUAUUACGUGCCCGCAAGAUAUGAGAGCAUAUCACCAACCCCAGAGGAAGCUUCUCGCAUAGAAAGCUAUACUUCUUCCUCGGUGACUGGAUCCUUGACAACCGCUUUGGCUAGCCGCCGCGCCCGUCGACCCGUUCUGAAUCAUGUCUUGGCUCGAAACAUACUACAAGCUAUCCAACCUGGAGGGUCUCUGUAUCCUCCGUUUAUAGAGUCUCAUGGGGUUGAGCCGGGCUCGGUCGCCAAUUCGACGGGUGCCAUGUUCGCAUGGCGCAUGCUGACAUCUCGCCUGCAUGCCCAGUACCUGGACACAACGUCGGAAGCUGCACAAAAGAACAUCGCGACUCUCGCAGAGGGAUUUUCAGAAGUGUUUGGCCUAUACCGUAACCACGAGCUCCCGGAUUCAGAUCGCAGGCGUCAUUUGGUUAGUGUUGUGAAAGAGGCAGCUCAGCUGAGCGUAUGGCUAUUUACCCAGCCGUGCUCGUUCGAGUUUAGCUGGAGUGCGCCAUCUCCUGGCUCUAUUGUUAUCCUGCCGGCUGUGAUGAAGAUCAGUGACGAACGGGGGGAUAAACUGCCGGUCCCCCAGAAGAUGGUGGAGGAGACGAUGGCUCAGAUAUGAUUUCACACUUAGGGUGGAAAUAUAAUGAUCUCUGGCAGUAUCAUAAUCCUGAAAGCCUCUCCCAUAUAAAGUACCAUAAAUCUAAGUAUCUUUCCCCUUCGCCUGCCUCCAGCGUAGCAAAUCCCGCAUCUCAUCCCCAACAUCUAACCCCAGUCCUCCUCCUGUGCUACCCUUCAUCCCCAAACUCACCUCCCCACCACCAACACCAGCAGCUCCCUCCCCUGGCAACUCCUGCACCUCCACC